AUGAUUUUGGAAAAAUUCAAUGAUAAUAUUAGUGUUGAACAUGAGGGUCUUCAACAAAUGACCUUAAGAGAACACAAACGACCAGAGCAACGUAAAUAUGCCGAAACUAUAGCGGAAUCUAUAGAUGGUACGAUUUAUAUACAACAUAUAAAUUGGUUAGAUUUCGAGGAGUUUAAUUUACCCAAACCGAUUUAUAUAAAUAUGGUAAGAGAUCCGGUGGAAAGAGUUAUAUCAUGGUAUUAUUAUGCCCGCAGUGCUUAUCGCAAUGCUAUACAGUUUCAAAAACAACCCAAACGGCCGAUGAGACCACGUGAGUGGUAUGUUAAAGAUUUCAAUAAGUGUGUUCGCAGCGGUGAUCCAGAGUGUCAGUAUAUACCAUAUAGUACGGUAGAUGGUGCCUAUGAUUUUCGUCGUCAGUCGUUAUUCUUUUGUGGUCAUCAUCUUAAAAGCUUAAACGCCUAUAGACUGAAUAAUACCCGUAAAGCUGAAAUAGAUGUCAUAUUUUUCAAUCGUUGUGCCAAAGUCGGCAGUGAAGCUCUUCUAGAGCUAAUUGGUGUUUUAGAAAAUUUCAAUGAAGGUUUAACCCUGGAACGUGAUGGCCUACAUGAGCCCACUAAGCGACAAUUCAACAAUAUCGAACAACGUGAACUGGCCGAGAGAAUUUCAGAACUUACGGACGGUUCCAUAUGGAUACAACAUGUUAAUUGGAUCGAUUUUGAAGAGUUUGAUUUGCCUAAACCGAUUUAUAUAAAUAUGGUGCGUGAUCCGGUGGAAAGAGUUAUAUCGUGGUAUUUUUAUGCUAGAGGUGCCUAUAAGAAUGCUAUUGAAUAUAAUAAAGCUCCCAAUAAGCCCAUGAGACCAGUAUCGUGGUAUAAAAAAGAUUUCAAUCAUUGUGUGCGUAGCGGUGAUCCGGAGUGUCAAUAUGUACCGUUUAGUGUUAAGGAUUAUGUGGGUAAUUUUAAGAGGCAAUCGUUAUUCUUUUGUGGUCAUCAUGAUGAUUGUAUACCAUUUAACUCACCCGCUGCAGUACAAAUGGCUAAAGAGCAUGUAGAACGUGACUAUGCUGUCGUAGGUACCUGGGAAGAGACCAAUAUUACUCUAACAGUAUUCGAAAAAUACAUACCGAAAUUCUUUAAUGGUGCCAAACUAUUAUUUGAAUUGAACAUGGAUAAGGUUACCAAUCGUAAUAAAAAUAAACGUAAACCCAAAAUUGAUGCUGAUGUCAAGGAAAUGAUACGUAAAAAUUUCACUCACGAAUAUGAAUUUUACUAUUUCUGUAAACAGCGUUUAUAUAAGCAAUAUUUGGCCGUUAGUUUGAAAGAGUUGCAGGCCCAUAAUUUAUUGGAAUAAGUUUUUAAUAAAUCUAUAUGUAAAUUUUUAAAUAAAAUCGUUCAAAA
This is a messenger RNA of Lucilia sericata (common green bottle fly), 1397 nucleotides long. RefSeq names its product heparan sulfate 2-O-sulfotransferase pipe-like. Gene Ontology annotation, molecular function: sulfotransferase activity. Lineage: Eukaryota; Metazoa; Arthropoda; Insecta; Diptera; Calliphoridae. The record is from RefSeq and is a predicted model, not a curated record. The coding region runs from base 1 to 1350 and encodes 449 amino acids. Gene Ontology annotation, cellular component: membrane. The transcript is spliced from 4 exons.